AUGGCUAUAAUUCAAAUGCAUUGCCUCUCCCCCAGGACAGCACUGCACCAAGCUAAACCUCCAGUUCCUCCAUUGGAAAAAGAGAGGCAAGUGGGGACAACGACCAUCGCCCUGCAUUAUGGGUCACUGUGUGGGAAAUCGUACUCUGGUCUCACACUGUUAAGACUGCAGGGAUUUAUAUGCCAGGGUGGCCACUUCACAGGCCAUAAUUAUACAGGUGGCAAGUUCUUCUAUGGGGAGAACUUAGAUGAUGAGAAUUUCAUCCUGAAGCAUACAGGUCUUGGCAUUUUGUCCAGGGCAAAUGCUGCACCCAACACCAACAGUUUCCAGUUUUUCAUGUCCACUGCCAAGAAUGACUGGUUGGACGGCAAACAUGCAGUCUUUGGAAAGGUAAAAGGCAGCAUGGAUAUUGGGGUAGCCAUGGACUGCUUUGGGUCCAGUAACAGCAAGACCAGCAAGAAAAUCACUACUGCUGACUGUGGACAACUCUAA
Messenger RNA from Pteronotus mesoamericanus, 492 nucleotides. RefSeq names its product peptidyl-prolyl cis-trans isomerase A-like. Gene Ontology annotation, biological process: protein peptidyl-prolyl isomerization. The record is from RefSeq and is a predicted model, not a curated record. The transcript has 2 exons. Lineage: Eukaryota; Metazoa; Chordata; Mammalia; Chiroptera; Mormoopidae. The coding region runs from base 1 to 492 and encodes 163 amino acids. Gene Ontology annotation, molecular function: peptidyl-prolyl cis-trans isomerase activity. Gene Ontology annotation, cellular component: intracellular membrane-bounded organelle.